This is a messenger RNA of Aegilops tauschii subsp. strangulata, 1373 nucleotides long. Its product is annotated as heavy metal-associated isoprenylated plant protein 26. NCBI's taxonomy places the organism in Eukaryota, Viridiplantae, Streptophyta, Magnoliopsida, Poales, Poaceae. The record is from RefSeq and is a predicted model, not a curated record. Gene Ontology annotation, molecular function: metal ion binding.
CGGUCUUCGUCGCCCGCCUCGGCCGUAUAUAAACCCUCGCUCGAUCCGUCCAUGGAGGAUCCAGCAGCACCACAACACUGUACAGUUUGCCACAGCUCCGCCCCCUCCAUUGCCAGAGCUUGAUCGAGUGAUCGGUCGGGCCGAUCCAUCGAUGGGCUUCCUGGAGGCCCUGUCGGGGCUGUGCCGCUCGUGCCCGGCCCCCCUCACGCGCGGCCACCUGCAGAAGGGGCGGCAGCUGGAGACGGUGGAGAUGAAGGUCCGGAUCGACUGCGAGGGCUGCGUGAGCAAGAUCCGCAAGACGCUGGAGGGGAUGGACGGCGUCACCGGCGUCGACGUUGUCCCCAGGGAGAACAGGGUGACCGUCACCGGCUACGUCGACGCCGCCAAGGUGAUGCGCCGCGUCGCGCGCAAGACCGGCAAGCGCGUCGAGCCGUGGCCCUACGUGCCCUACGACGUCGUCGCGCACCCCUACGCGCCCGGCGCCUACGACAGGAGGGCGCCCGCCGGGUACGUGCGCGACGUCAUGGCCAACCCCGGCGGCGCGAAUGCGUCCUUCGUGCGCGCCACGUCCACGGAGACUAGGUACACCGGGGCUUUCUCCGACGAGAACCCCAACGCGGCGUGCGCGAUCAUGUAGCUCGUCACUAGGUCGAUCGAUCUCUUCCCGUUCCGUUUGGUAACUCCUAGUAGUACCUAGGUAGUAACUGCUACGUAUGUAUGUAUAUUUGGGUUACACUUUUUCCUCGGUGGAGCUGCAUGGCUUCUCCGGGUUGGUUCACGCGGCAGGCUGGGCAGGCUGGCCGUCCUGCCGUCGUUCCCGUCGCAGAUGCUUCAGGCUGCCCCGCCGUCGCCGUGCUGGGGCCGGUCAAGCUCUUCGACCACUGAUGAGGUACGUGGCAAUAAACUCCAUGACCCGGAUCUAGGUCUGGUCGUUGGUUUUGUUCCCAUUCUGCUCUGCUGCAAGGUUGGUCGAUCUGGAAUGAUCUUGUGCUUCUGGGCAUUGCGCCGGGAAAGAUCAUCGAUCGACGUCCUGGUGACUCGGUGUUCGCAUUUCUCCAAUGUCAUGUGCAGUUGCUGCUGUGUCCAUGCGCCACCAAUUUUUAACCUCCAGGCUCUAAGAAAGCCCUGGAGGCCACCUAAGAUCAGGCCGUUGCCCAAUGCCAGCAAAAGGAGAACUGAUCUUGCCCGGCGAGGCCGGGUCUUUGUGAUUGAAUAAAUUAUUAGUGGAUUUAGGUUCUUCCAUCUUUCAGCUUCAGUUACUGUUUCCAGAAUAGAGCAGUCACUUUGUAAUUUCCUUUCUUUACAAGAACCGUAAGUAGUGAUCUAUGUAACAAUUCUACACAAGCAAUUUAGUGCGUAAUUUUUAGGAACAA